AACACGUAGCUACGAAGGUUAAACAAGGACCUGAAGAGCGUAAGUGUUUCUGUGGUCAGGUGGACCUAGUACGUGUGUCUGUGGUUAGGUGUGUUUGUGUGAACGGUCAGUCUGCGUGAAAGAAGGCACGUUGGCGACCAAGGCACAGAGGAGAACCAGACAAUCGCGAAGCAGAAAAUCCGUCCAUACCCAUUUGCAAACAGGGAGGGUGACACGAUGAGUCAAGGCUUAACACUUCACACCUUUUGUUACUGCGCACACGUUGACUAUCUCAGCCAUGUGUUUGUGGAAGGCAGAACGUAGUGUGCCCGAUUAACAACGCGCGAACACCAAUUAUGAGCAGUAAAUGGCCCACUGAUCAUUCUCUAGAUGACAAUGGCAAGACAGUGAGCGUAUUUGCAUAUCUGGCAAACAGGUUUCAGCAUGCCAACAAAUUACACCCUCGCGUCCUAAACUAAAAGAAGGUAAGAGUGCAUAGCCACAGUCCCAUGCACUGACUGGGGGGCAAGUACGAAUGCUGGAAGAAAAAAAUUGGUCAUAUACGUCAGAGACGGAAAAAUGGAAUCGCCUGUCCUGAGCUGAGACCUGAGCGAUAACAUCCAACUCCAGGCGACAGCGGAGGUGAUUGAGGAACAACACUGGGAUAAUUAGACUGCAAAUGAAGGUUGCGAAAGGGGCGGAUUCGGUAGUCAGAAUUUAGGUGGACUCAAGCUGGGAUAAACUCUCUCUCUCUCUCUGUCUCUCUCUCUCUCUCUCUCUCUCGAGCGUUGCCUACAGUCCCGCACACAACAGUUAUCUCUGAAAUUCCUUUCCCCGCCUUAGUCAUGGUUUACCACUCACCAAACAUGCGUGCGUGCAAGCACACACAGACGCAUUGAGAAACACAGAGAUUCUGCAGCGUGUGUGUGUGUAUGGAGAGAGAGGGAGAGAGAGAGAGAGGGGUGGGGGCGGGAAUGAAGAAACAGGUCCGUCUGUAUAAAGCUAGGAGCAUCAACUAGAAGAUUCAGAGGAUAGUAGGCAGUGUAAUCUGCGCGCAGAGGACUACCACCAUCACCACUGUGUGCGUCCUGUCUCGCACUCCCGAAGCCUCUCCACGGACUGUAGCUAUAUUUCACCGAGGCAGGAUCAUGAACAUGAACAACUUUUCCGUGCCUACCUUUGUGGCCGUUUACCUGGCGCUGUGUGGCGGCUACCUGAGGAAUGCGCAGGCCGGCUCCGUUGUGCUCAACUCGAACGCAAUAAAGAAUCUACCCGGUGGCGGAAUUUCACAUCCGAGCCAGUCAGUCAGCGCUAGUCCUCGUGCUUCACCCUCGGUCAGCGGCGUUGGCCAAGUGGGAGCCGCUGGCACCUCAUCGCCUUCAAGCUGCAAGGCAGACCGGCAGUGUGGCGCCAAUGAGUUCUGUAACGAGUCCCGUGGCGCGUGUCUCCCAUGUCGUAAACGGAGGAAGCGGUGUGCCCGCGACGCCAUGUGCUGUCCUGGGAACCGGUGCAGUAACGGUGUGUGCCAGCCAGUUGAAAUGGAUGUCCCACCCCGCGGUGGUGCUGCUGAUGGCAACAAACUUGGGGGCAAUGCCAAGCAGGGGCAGAAUGUCACCACUGAGUCGAAAAAGAGGACGCCAUCCCAGGGUCAUAAAACACCGAAAGGCAGUGAAGGGGAGACCUGCCUUCGGUCAUCCGACUGUGGCGAGGGGCUGUGCUGUGCGCGACAUUUCUGGUCGCGCAUCUGCAAGCCCGUGCUGACGGAGGGGCAGGUGUGCACCAAGCACCGUCGCAAAGGCGGCCAGGGCCUGGAAAUCUUCCAACGUUGUGACUGCAAGCCGGGGCUUACCUGCCGAGUUCAGAAAGGAGCGCGGGCCAACGCACAGAGGCAGCGUCUCGAGGAGCAGCAGCAGCAGCAGCAACAGCAGCAGCAGCCUAGGCAGCCCAGAGACUUACAUACCUGCCAAAGACGCUGAGACUCAGGACGCUCUAGACACAGUGUCGCCACAUACACACACACACACACACACACACACACACACACAUUUACAUGAGUCCCUAGGGAAUGCAGGAGUGGCAGCAGCGAGGGGUUAGAUGAAAUUCAAUGCUGCGGAAGGAUGCGACGAUAGAAACGGACUGAUCGGAUUUCUCGGAUGGAUGAGAAGAAAACACUGCAGCGUGCGGAAAUGUUGCAUCGGAUACUCUGCUUCUGAUACGCUGCUUCCUGAUGGCCAUCGGAGAAAAACUGCGGAGUAAUUUAGUUUCCCUUUAUAAGGAAUUUGAUCCUGUCAAUAUUGCAGUAAAUUACUGUAUUGUAAAUACUAAACUAGAAGUGGCGCUUUGCUUGACUGGUGGACUCAGUAACACUACUAGCCUAUUAUAAGACCAGGUGCUGCAUGAUGCUAUUCUAGUGUAAAUGCUCUAAAACAUAUGAUUUAUAUUGUUAUGAUUGUUGUUAUUUACUACAUGUGAUAUAAAAUGCUCUAUUUUUAUUUCUGAACAAAG
Messenger RNA from Clupea harengus (Atlantic herring), 2484 nucleotides. It is a transcript of the gene dkk1a, whose product is annotated as dickkopf WNT signaling pathway inhibitor 1a. Gene Ontology annotation, biological process: multicellular organism development; negative regulation of canonical Wnt signaling pathway. Gene Ontology annotation, cellular component: extracellular region. The record is from RefSeq and is a predicted model, not a curated record. Lineage: Eukaryota; Metazoa; Chordata; Actinopteri; Clupeiformes; Clupeidae. Gene Ontology annotation, molecular function: co-receptor binding; receptor antagonist activity.